This is a messenger RNA of Zychaea mexicana, 1048 nucleotides long. RefSeq lists its product as uncharacterized. The record is from RefSeq and is a predicted model, not a curated record. The coding region runs from base 1 to 705 and encodes 234 amino acids. Lineage: Eukaryota; Fungi; Mucoromycota; Mucoromycetes; Mucorales; Lichtheimiaceae. The transcript has 4 exons.
AUGGCAGCCUUGUAUCAUAGAAAUAAGCGAGGAUUCACAGUGGAUCAGUAUUCUGUCAUUAUUCCCCAGAACACAUACUUGGACGAAGUACUCGAGCUGAUUCCUUCGCGUCUAAAUUUGAGGAACGUAGCCGACAAUCUCGAAGAUUACAGCCUCGACGCGUAUGUGCAACUUGACGACGAUAUGUUGGCGUUGUCAGAUUCGCAACUUGUGAUCAACAUCCGGGAUUGUAUCCAGGCUGUUGACGGAUACCAUUACUACGAAGCAUACCGAACAGAACCACGAAGAAAGUUCGGCUAUUCUUUCCUUUUUCGAUGCUCGCAAGAUUUCCAUGUGCAGGAUCAAGCAGCCGUUCGUUUACAAUUGUAUCGGCGUAUGCCAACUUUCUUGUGCAAUGGCCGCAUCAGUGGCAUGGUCGGUAGAGUGAAUGGUUACUUCCACUUGAACAUCGAACACUCCUGUGGGCAUGAGGCUGCACCUGCCGUCGAAAAUAACGCCGUCCCGCAAAAUGUACGUGCAUACAUCGCUGCAAAUGCCAUCGACUUGGAUGCACAACAGCUGCAUCUCAAUCUAAGACCAAUAUACACUGCACGACACCAGUUCAGAUCGGCAGAGACGCUCGUCGGCAGAGCCGCUGACAAGGGUGUCCGUAAGACAGAUACAGAGAAGAUAUCAGCAUGGACACUGCAAGAGAAUGAAUUUUGAUAUAAAAAGAUGGAAAGUUGCUUGGGGCGCGCAAGCUUUCCAUGCAGGAUUAAUUAAAUAUAACAACUAAUGAUGCUAACCGUCCAGGGAUGGAAGGCUCCAUAAAAAAAUCAUUUGAUACAUAGUGCAGAAGUUGAGAUAAUAUAACAGAAAAGGCUACAGUACAUAGCGUGCUAUUUUAUAAAGUGCGCGUGCGGACAUGGCAGUGGAUAUUUAUCAAUAGAGCUUGAUUAGCAGUGUAUUCUGGAAAACGGAUUUUGGUUCAGUUACAUGAUUAACCGCUCGGAGAAAUUAAUUUCCGAAAUCCGUUUCCGUGAUUUUUUUGAAACGGCUAGGUAGGCGU